Molecule: messenger RNA, 2125 nt
Organism: Daldinia vernicosa
Lineage: Eukaryota; Fungi; Ascomycota; Sordariomycetes; Xylariales; Hypoxylaceae
Exons: 1
Coding region: 181-1776 (531 amino acids)
Source: RefSeq, a predicted model, not a curated record
UAGACGAGCUAAUCUUCAUACAGCACACCGAUUUAUUACAUAGGAGUCAUCGAAAGGUUAUAAGCGAUAUAUUUGAUAGCAUUUGGUGUCUAUUUAAUUUACAGCAUGCCAAACUCAAAUCUCUUUCGAUUUGAGCCGAGAAACUCUAGGUACUAGGAGGUAGUCUAGUUUAUAGUGAUAAUGUCACCAACCACACUGCUCCGUCUCGCAACGCUGGUAUUUGCGACAACUUCGCUUGCCCUUAAUAACGCUGACUUACCAGAUGGAUUCGGUCCAAAUCUCGACAGUGCCCGCGAGAACGGCCCCCAGAUAUUCAACGCCCUUCAUAAUGCGAUGCGCGAGUUUGGGUCGGCUUUACAUCACAAUGGAAUGUCUCUAUUUCCAGCAGUGAUACCCGAAGGUGUGCUCUUGUAUCAUGGAACCAACACCAAAGAAGUACCUAAGGGGUUUGAGUGGCUUGCAUUUGAAAUAGAGCAUGCGGAAUCGUUUGCUCGUUGUCGAGGACCGCCCCGGAAGAACGCCGUUGGGGAUCAGAGCCUAGGUCCCUUGGCAUUUGCUAUGCAUCCUCCUCCACCGCCGGACAAGGGCCGGCGACCUGGAUGUCCCCCACACUCCCCAGCAGGCCACUUGCACAUCUACCAGGCUUCACGGCCGCUGAAUGUCCUUUACAUCGACGGCAUGGCGGCUGGUAAGACAGUCAUGGGUACGGUUGACACCCAGGAUAUCUUGCUGGUAGCUAAUAGAAGUCGGUCCUCAUUUAGUGAAUGGGAGAGGGCCGAUGGCCUGUGCGCAUUGGCUCGGAAGUGGAAGAUAGAUGGGUUUAUACGUAUGGAACCUGGUUUCGAGGUCAUCUACUGCGAUUUCUCAGAUGGGUUAAGACUCGUAUCAGCCAACCAGCGGCCGGCGACAGAAGAGCCUGGUGAUCUGGAUGACAUGCAAAUCGCAAUGUUUGAGUGGGCAAGGGCGGCUUCCCAGAGAUACCAAGACAUCGGUUCGUCCCGUGUGAUACUUGAUUAUUCUUCCGUGGUCUCUGCUUUCUUCUAUCCGAUUAAUUUGACAAACCCGGACCCGAAGAGACCCGAUCUGCCCCGAUUAACACAGGCUAGCGACGCAGAGAUGAGUGCCGUGAGGGAACAGGUUGGCGAGUCGGUGCUUCGGUCGGUAUCGUCCCGAAAAGCUCCUAUGGACUGGCAGGGGGUAACGGAUAUGAUUGUUACUCGAUACGCCAAGCGGUUACCCUUCAUUGCCCAGACGGAUUCGAUCGAUGUCAUGAGGAACGAAAUAAAUGGCCUCCUUAACAUCUUUAUCGACUACGCAGAGACCGACAACGGAUUCUUAGCUGCGCAAAAACGCUGUGCACAGUUCUUUCUUCAGCCUGCUCGCGUACGAACGCUGCAAGAUGAGCUCAUACACGGGGCAAUUGAGAGAACUACUGCCACGAUCUGCACGGCGUUAUUUAAGACGCGGCAGCUUAUCGUUGAAGACCCGGAUGCUGAUGAACAGUUAGCAGUAGAUGCGGCGAAGCAGAUUAUCCACGACCUAAUGGGAACACUGCGUUGGCCAGAAUGGAAGGAAUGUGGCCCUUGCCAAGCAGACGAGUUAUGCUUCGUCGCGAUGUGGCCUUUCGGAAAUGUCGAGGACCAUUAUAACCCCAGCUGUCUGAACUACUCUGCUGUCAGCGGCCGCCACGAUUACUGGCAGGAACGGCCACCGCCGCUUUGUUUGAACGGACAGCCGUGUCCAAAAUAUGACGACGUGAGGAAUGAAGAAUUAUGAUGACAAGGUCUAGUUAGUAUCGAAGGAAAUAGGUGUUUCAAGCCACGGCGAGCUAGGCGAUCGAUAUAAAGCCUAGGAGGCUAGGUAACUUUAGCAGUUGAGCGACGAGACUAUUUUCUAUAUUUCUUAUAGGGUAGGACAUCUGGCUUUUUACACGAGAUAUCCCAAAAUUAUUUUCUCAUUGUUGGUUUCGUAUAUUAGCAGCCGGCGAGGCAACUUAGGUACCUAAGCUGUGUAGGGACUGACUGAUUUUUGGCACAAGAAAUUGGAGUAGCAUCAAUUCAGUCAAUACAAUCGCUAUACCACUAAUCCAGAUUCGCAGUGCCUCGCACAAUAAUGCAACCGUAAC